CAUACCGGCAUGGUCGCGGCGGAGCUCAACUGAACUGAGAAAGGAACGAAUCAGUUCAUGAGGUGAUUCGGUUCUGUACGUUCACUCAAAAGAUUCGUUCGUUCGAACGAAUCGUUCGCGAACGACACAACACUAGACUGCAGCAAAAACCGACGAAGAAGAAUGAGGCGGCUGACGAACGGAAAUUAGAGAAGACGGCAGACUGAGCAGUAAAGGAGAACAUAACGUUUUUUAUCUGGACGUAUUACUGUUCACGAAGAUAGAUUAUAUUGUUAAAGUAUGACAGAGCCUCAAUCAGCGCUGCUACUCAGGAGACAGCUCGCAGAGUUAAAUAAAAACCCAGUAGAAGGAUUCUCAGCGGGUCUGAUUGAGGAUAAUGAUCUUUACAGAUGGGAAGUACUGAUCAUCGGUCCACCAGACACACUUUAUGAAGGUGGUGUGUUUAAAGCUCAUCUGACAUUUCCCAAAGACUACCCUCUCAGGCCACCUAAAAUGAAAUUUAUCACAGAUAUUUGGCAUCCUAAUGUCGACAAGAAUGGAGAUGUAUGUAUUUCUAUUUUACACGAACCUGGGGAAGACAAGUACGGCUAUGAAAAACCAGAAGAGCGUUGGCUUCCCAUCCAUACGGUUGAAACGAUCAUGAUCAGUGUUAUCUCCAUGUUGGCAGACCCAAACGGUGACUCUCCUGCCAAUGUGGAUGCCGCUAAAGAGUGGCGGGAGGACAGGCACGGCGCGUUUAAAAGAAAAGUUGCCCGCUGUGUACGGAAAAGUCAAGAGACUGCGUUUGAGUGACUUUUAGCAAUAAUCUACAUUCCAUUUUCACAGUUCUUGGACUGAAAGUCGAUGUUUGCUGCACUCUUACACCAUGUUGCCAGCAUCUUCCUCUUAUUUUGGCAGGAAGACGUCGCCUGGCUCCUCUCGGCUGCACCAGAACAUUCAUGUGAUCACAGCUGACACAAGCAUGUGCCAACUGACACUGACAAACAUUACAAACAAGUCUAUGAACUGCUUCAACAUUCAGGAAGAUUUGUAAAUACAUCAUGUAAGUACUGUAGCACAUAUCCACUUCUGCUCAGACGUUUACAUAAUCAAUGGCACUACAUGAUUUGUUUCUAGGAUGCAAUGACAUAACUUUUCAAUGAUUUUAGAAACAAGAAUUGGGAACAAAAACACUUGAAAUUAUAACACUUAGGAAGUUUCCCCUUUUUGUAUCCACCAACAAGUUUCAGGCAUAAUAUGUAUGCUAUAUUUCAUCAUUCUUCAUUCAAAACUGCUUGCUUUUCCAGCACGAAUACGACUUCAUCUGAAACCUCGUCAACAAUCGAGUCCCUUGGUGUUUAAGUGGCGUUUAGGUUCAUUUUCAUCAAAACAAUUAGCACAUAGAAAUGAGGAGCUCAUUAGGGCAUUAUAGAAUGUUAAACUAAACCUUAUUUUUGAUCCAUAAGCAAUUUUGUUGUGUGUCCAUUUGGAGCCUCUAGAUCAGGGUCCCCAAGCUUUUUCCACCAAGAGCCGCAUAACUAAAAUUCAAAGUAAUGCAGAGGUCAUUUCGAUAGUCUUAUAAUUUUUUUUAUGCUUAAAGUAGACAUUACGUAUGCAGUGGUUCUUAAAUGUGUUUCACCAAGUACCACCUCAGAAAAAAAUGUGGCUCACCUAGUACCUCCAUUAGCAAUAUUCAAAACAAGGUAGAGGUUUUAUUUAACAAGUAUGUUUAAUAUUUUGACUUCUGUAACAUUACACACAAUUUGAACAGUAACACUGUAUUUGAGUAUAGUAAAAAUAAAACACUGUACUUCAAUAAGGUGAUUCUUUGGCACGUACCACAGUUUGAAAAUCACUGCAUUUGACACUUAGUGUCAGCAUUGUUAUAGGUGACAAAGUUUAUCAUUCUUAUCGUAUUUUCCGGACUAUAAGCUGCUACUUUUUUUCACCGCUUUGAAUCCUGCGGUUUAUAAAACGCCGCAGCUAAUUUAUGGAUUUUCUUUGCUUGCGGCCAUAAUGUUUUGUAUUCAACAAACAUGUUUCCAUAUUACACCGACAGAGACACUGAAUAGGUGUGUUAUUGUUUGUGCUAUGGCGCCAUCUUUUGGAUAGGUGCUGCGGGUUAAUAAUGUACUUCCUGUUUAGUGCCUUGAACUGGAAGUAUAACCGGCUAUAGCGUUUCUGCUCAAAAGGAUUCUUUGUUCAUCACUCCAAGCAACUUUUGUAUGUUUUACAAUACACUCAAAUGUAUAUAAUACGGCCCAAUAUAAUAUUAUAUUCUAUACGACGCAGUCCUGCCAUGGAUUUAGAAAUUGUCCCCUUUUUUAUAUCACGGCACGGUGGCUAGUAGACUGUGACUAGCUAACAAGCUAAAUCGGUUAUGUGUCUUAGCAGUCUCACUGUAGCUUGUAGGCCUUUAACGGCUGGUACAAACUGGGCUAAUUAGCUCAUUACGGCUAACGCUACUAAGGUUGUCCAUGACACCUAAACUUAUGAUGUUACUCAGCUCCAAAUGGUGGACACGUCCCUCUAGCAGGGAUAAUCUCUCCAUGAAAAGCGGGCUUCAGACCAGGGCGAGCUUAUUUCCCGUAGCUUUGCAGUUUGCUUUGUGAAAAUGAAGUGGUGAAACAAAGAGAGCAAGUGCUCUUGUAAAUUCAAAAAAACUACAAAAUGUGUUGCAGAACGGCUAAAGAAUGCUAUAAAGAAUUUAGAAGCACACAAAAGAGCACUUAGGUUUGACUAAAAAGCAGCACUAAUGAGCACAGCCGAACCAACGGCAGCAUGAACGGGCAACAGCGUGAACCAUUUUCUUUCUUUGCCAGAAUAAAACUAAUUAAAUAUGUUACUAAAUUAAAAUAACAAAAUAUCAACACAGUGAUAGAGCCCAUCCCAUUCGGUGACAUAGGAGCACAAUCCACAAUUCACGUCAACGUCUGGUUUGGGUACCAUGUCAUUGUCUUCUUUAAAAAAAAAAAGGUAGGAAACAAGAAUUUCUAUAUAACGCGAUCCGUGUAUUUUUUGGACCCAAUGACCGCAUUACAUGGGCCUUUGAGUGUAUAACUUAAACACAUCCAUCCAUCGUCUUCAGCUUAUCUGAAGUCAGGUCGCGGGAGCAGCAGCCUAAACAGAGAAGCCCAGAAUUCCCACUCCCCAGCCACUGUGUCCAGGUCCUCCCGGGGGAUCCUGAGGCUAUCCCAGGCCAGCUCGGAGACAUAGUCCCCCUCAACGUGUCCUGAGUCUUCCCCGUGGCUUUCUACCAGUCGGACAUGCCCUAUGAGAUGGUUCGGGCAUCCUGACCAGAUACUCAAACCCUCUCAUCUGGCUCCUCUAUGGAGAAGCAGCGUUUUUACUCUGAGCUCCUUCCAAAUGACAGAGCUUCUCACUCUAUCUCUUGAGGGAGAGCCUAGCCAGCCAGUAUCGGAGGAAACUCAUUCUGGCUGCUUGUACUCGUAUUCUUGUUCCUUUGGUCAUAACCCAAAACUCAUGACCGUAGGUGAGUUUAGGAACGUAGAUCAACCGGUAAAUUGUGAGCUUUGUUUUCCGGCUCAGCUCCUUCUUCCCCACGACGGACUGAUACAGGGUCCCCAUCACUGCAGACGCCACACCGAUCCACCUGGCGAUCUCACGAUCCACUCUUCCCUCACUUGUAAACAAGACUUUGAGGUACUUGAACUCCUCCACUUGGGGCAAGAUUUCCUCCCCAACCUGGAGAUGGCACGCCACCCUUUUCUGGGCGAGAACCUUGGACUCGGACUUGAAGGUGUUGAUUCUCAUCCUAAUUGUUUCACACUCAAACAAUUCAUACCUACAAAACCGUCCAUCGCAACGUGUUUUGUCUGUCGCAGUGUUUUCAUGCAUAUUUGUACAUGUUAUCGCAAUGUAAUCAAGCUACCUUUGUUAGCAUUAGCAAAUAUGCUAACACGAUUACAAAUGUCUGUUAGUAUUGUUAACUUACAAAGGCAUUCUUUUUUAAUUGUUUUAGUUUCAUAGAUUUGCCAAAACGUCACUAUGGAUUUAUUUAGUCUGUUUAGCUGAUAGGAGAGCUAGCUUUCACAGCUAGUGGGUCCUUGACUAUGACCUAGGUUUUGUUUGAUCAGCCCUUAUACUAUAAAGUGAACUGUAUUUAUAUAGCGCUUUUCUCUAGUGACUCAAAGUGCUUUGCAUAGUGAAACCCAAUAUCUAAGUUACAUUUAAACCAGUGUGGGUGGAACUGGGAGCAGUUGGGUAAAAUGUCUUACCCAAGGACACAACGGCAGUGACUAAGAUGGCGGAAGCGGGGAUCGAACCUGGAACCCUCAAGUUCCUGGUAUGGCCGCUAUACAAAUCAAUCUAUUCUGCCCCACUGCUGUGUUAUAGGUACCAUUUGGAAACAAUUAAGGUAUGUAAAUAAACUUUACAAAAUAUUUCAUACCUUUUACCUGCGGCGUAAACUCUGUUGCAGCUAAUAUAUGUACACAACCUAACGCAUAAAAAUGUAAGAAAAAAGAGCAAAAACACAAUGUGAUGAGAAAAAGAUGUACAUUUCAUACUAAUAAUAUUACAGUGUGUCACUUAUAACACAGAGCUGGCACAACGUUUUGAUACAAAAUGUCUGUUAGUAGAAUAAAAAAAAAAAUCAAAAUAUGCCAUGCAUACUUAAACUUUUCAAAUUGUGUAUUACAUUUUCAGCUUUUUUCUCAUUACAUAUCUUGUUGCUCUUUUUUCUUUCUUUCUUUUUUUACUUUAACAUUUUGCGGGCCAACAAAACUCAAGCUGCGGGCAACAAAUGGCCACCAUGCUCUAGAUCUUGAUUUGAGGUGAAGCUCAGUACUUCAACUCCUUGAAGCAGCACUGGCAACAAAACUUCUUCACAGCUUGACUGACAGUAGCAUACAAACUACUCCAUCUUGGUUUCUAAUGACUAUCAAACUUCCACAGUGUCCACGAGGACCUUUUAGUCGUGCUUGAAGGUUUUAAAGACAUACAAGUACAUUUAAUUCAGUCUGCGGUGCUUAAAAGUGCUGGUUCAACAGUUGCCACUUUAAGAUGUGAUGGAGUCUUAACAUUCUAACCUAUUUCCUUUCAUCUGAGUUAUACUUGCAGUAUGUAAAACUGUUCGAAGUGAUGACGUUUACAAAUGGAAUUAACAAACAUGGGUACAUGGAAUAAGCGGUAGAAAAUGGAUGGAUGGGAUGGGUACAUUACAGUUUUUCUUAUUUCUUCACUAACUUCCUUGCCUUUCACGUUCUUCUAAUGUGUCAAAUAAUUUUAUGCUGCCAAAGACAAACUACACUGCAUCGGGAAAGUAUUCAGAGCGCUUUCACUUUUCCACAUUUUUUUUCUUACAGCCUUUUUUCCCAAAAUGGAAUACAUUCAUUUUUGUUUUUUAAAUUAUACUGACAAUACCCCAUAAUGACAAUGUGAAAAUGUUUUUGUUUUUUUAAUUUGUAAAUGUAUUAAUAAUAAUAAUAAAAACAUCACCUAAACUGUACAGAAGUAUUCAUAGCUUUUGCUCAAUACUUUGUUGAUGCACCUUUGGCAGCAAUUAAAGCAGGGAUGUCAAACAUGCAGCCCGUGAAUCGGAUCAGACCCGCAAACAGGUUAAAUCCGGCCCGUGAGAGGAGUUUGCUAAGUGUAAAAAUUUGCUGCCUUUUUAAAUUAAAGAAACUGCUGUUCUAAAUGUGUUUUCUGGAUGUCGCAAUAUGAAUUAUGUUAGGCAAGCAAAUAGUAUGCCAAGCAAGAGGUAGAAGGUAAAGCAGGGCUACGACUACUUCCCCUCGACCCAACGUUAAAGAAACAGGAGUAAAAUAAAAUUGGUAACUCCACUUAAAAUGCUGCAUGAGACACUGCACAUUGAUAUAGUUCCAUGAAAAUUAUUGUCUUCUGUGCAAACUUAAAAGAAAGUGAACAGUGUGUGAUUGACUGCAAUGCUGUGAGUCUUUUCAUUUUUGGUUUGUUGACAUUGUUUGCACAUUGCACAGCUUUUAUUUUUCUAUCAAUUCACAGGAAUGCCUAUAAGGGAGGGAGUAACUAAACUCUCUUGAAUAGUUUCUACCUCCGUUUGUAUGGUUUGUUGAGUUAGCACAGGAUUAUGUGGAAAUUACAAAUGAUACAUAAAAAAGUUUGUAUCUAUGCUUUUUGUUUUUGUGCAAUCCUGGAUGGGCUGUGACUUAACAUUUAAUUGCUUUGUAGAUACACUGAGAUUAAGUCUGAGUUUAUUCUGUUUUUCAUGGUAUUUUUGAAGUGUUUUGUCAAGAGGAUUAUUUGUGAUAUGUACAUUUUCAGAUUGUGCUUGUUCUAUUUUGGGCCAAAGUAAAACAAAAAAGACAAUCUGAAGUUGUUGUAGUUGUAUGUUUAAACUAUUAUGCCAUGAUUUUACCCCGGCCCACAUGGAAAUAUUUUUUCCUCCGUGCGGCCCCUGAGCUAAAAUGGGUUUGACACUUCUGAAUCACAGCCUCAAGUAUUUUUUAAUACGAUUCCACAAUCUUUGCACACCUAUAUUUGGGCAAUUUCACCCAUUCCUCUUUGCAGCACCUCUCAAGCUCUAUCAGGUUGAAUGUGAACUGUGAAGCAUUGGUUUUCAACCAGGAUUAUUUGUACUUUGCUGCAUUUAUCUUGAUCUAGUCAAGGAGGUGACCAAGAACCCAAUGGUCACUCUGUUAGAGCCACAGCUUUCGUCUGUGGAGAGAGGAGAACCUUCCAGAAGGACAACCAUCUCUGCAGCAAACCACCAAUCAGGCGUGUAUGAUAUAGUGGCCAGACAGAAGCCAUUUCUUAUUAAAACGUUUGCUAAAAUGAGAAACACAAUUCUCUGGGCUGAUGAAGCAAAGAUUGAACUCUUUGUUGUGAAAGGCAGGCGCCAUGUUUGGAGGAAACCAGGCACCGCUAAUCACCAAGCCAAUAUCAUUCCUAGAGUGAGUCGUAGUGGUGGCAUACUGUGGGGAUGUUUUUCAGUGGCAGGAACUGGGAGACUAGUUAGGAUAGAGAAAAAGAUGAAUGCAGCAAUGUACAGGGACAUUCUGGAAUUCCGAUGCUUCCCAUUCCAACUGAUGGAGCUUGAGAGGUACUGCAAAGAGGAAUGGGUGAAAUUGCCUUAAGAUAGGUGGCAUUGUAUUCAAAAAGACUGUAUUCUCCGCGAAAGGUAGAUCAACAAAGUAUUGAGCAAAGGUUGUAAAUAUUUAUGUACAUGUUUUUUUUUUAUUACAUUUGCAAUGUGUUUAAAAACAACUUUUCACGUUGUCAUUAUGGGGUAUUGUCUGUAGAAUUUUGAGGACAAAAAUGAAUGUAUCCAUCCAUACAUCUAUUUUCUACCGCUUGUCCGUUUUGGGAUCUGCAUUAGGGUAGAAAUCGGAGUACACCCUGGACAAGUCGCCACCUCAUCACAGGGCCAACACAGAUAGACAACAUUCACACUCACAUUCACACAUUUAUUUCAUUUUAAAUUAAGGCUGUGGCAAAUGAAAAUGUGGAAAAAGUGAAGCGCUUAGAACGGACGCACCGCUGCAGUCAACCAGAAAUGUUUAGUGCUUGGGACUUUAGCACUACCUAUAAUAACAAUAAUAAUAUGGUGAAAUUAAUGUAUAUGUAUAUAUAUAUACAUAUAUAUAUACAUAUAAUGUAUAUGUAUAUAUAUAUACACAUAAACACAUUUAUGUCUAAUGUAUCAUUCUGACCACGUGUAGAAGAAAGAAACCCUAAAUCCUAAAUUCUUGUUUUUAAAAAAUUGUUUUAUUGCAUCCUAGAAAAAAAUAUUUCCCGAAAACAAUCUUCAAAAAGACCCUCGAGCCAUGAUACGUGAUUUGAGCAGAACUGUAUCUGCUGUGCGAUAAAUAAAUGCGUACAUGAGUAAUUAUUACAUUGUAGGGAUGUAACGAUAAACAGUAUGAGGCUAAACCGCGGUAAAACUUCUCACCAUUAGUAUUACCCUUUUAAAUCAAAAUUAUUUGAAAAACCAUGUCUGGUAACGCUUCUAAACUCACGGACUGGUGACACUGCUCAUUUACUGGAGAAGCAAGCUAGUUUCAAUAUGAAUAGAAGAGACAUUAACCUCUUUCCCCGUUAAACAGAAUUCCCCAUUCUAAAUAUAUAUAAACCCAUUACUGCCUGAGCCAUUAUAUUCAAUUGUGUGCAUUAAACCUACAGGCAGUGCCCACUUAUACAGAGAGCUUCAUCAAUACUAGAAGGAAUAUCAAAACAGGAAAUUAAUUUGCAUAACAUGCCAUAAACAAAACGUGACAUAUUUCUCCUGCCAAUAGAGUAUAUUGUAUGGCUAUUUAUUUAUUGUAUUUAAUUUUUUAAAUAAAACUUGAUUAUAAGUGCAUAUGAAACUUGAUUAUAAGUGCAUAUGAGUACUUUUGAGCACAUUCAACUGUGAUAACUGUGAUAUGAAAUGUUCAUAUCGUUACAUCCCUAUCACAUUGACUUGUUCUUACAACAUGUUUUCCAAAUGAUUGAUUGAAUCAUAAUAUGAACAAUAAAUCUUAGUAUAUUUGUUCCGCAAUUAUCUCCAGCAAUUCAACUCCUAUUUUGCUGUUGCAAAAGUGCCUCCAGAUGAAAAUAAAUGCUGGAAAACAUGAAUAAUUGCUGUAUCAGCAAUGUAGGAAUUGUUUCUUUGUUAUUGUUGCUCCCACUUCAAUGUAGCAAUAAAACCCAUACUACUCGUAGAAUAUCAAAUAGAAUUUAAGCUACGCUUUUUUGUCAGUACUGUUCAAAGUAGAAAUUAUUUGCAUGCAAUGCUUUUGUUUUUAUUGGAUGUUUCAUGUUAGUUUACCCAUUUUCUUGUUCCCUUCCUUCCUCUCAUCUGAUUAUUUUUCUUAGAAUUAUUAUUCUGCCAAACCAGCUGCUGCAGUUUGGCUGAUGUACAAAAGACUAAAUACUGAUAUAUAUUUUCAUGUUACAAACUAUGGCACCUAGAAGUUAUUUUCAAAUAUGUUUUUCCCAAAUAUAUUUGUGUAUUUCAAUUGGAAAUGUUCUGGAACUAGAAUGGAAGUCAUCAUCAAUAAGAAACACAGGUGUUAUCAUUAUAAAUAACUCAUAUAAUUUGAUGUAUAUUUUUUUCAACAUUAAAGUGCUGCAACACUGCAAAACUCUGGAAAUGAACAAUGUUGAAAUGAUAAUGAGCUUUUGCAACAAUUUAUGAACUUUAUUUAUGUAAUCCUAUGAUAAAUGCUGCAGUAAUUACACUUUAGUUCUAAGUAAGAAUUGAUGAUUGCUCGUCGAGUUUGAAGACAUUCUGGAACCUUUGGCACCAUGUAUGAUAUGGUUUAUGGUAUUAGUUUAUUUAAAACAUGCAUACAGUUACAAUAUGGCACGUCACAUAUUUACAGUUAAUCAAUGCAACAUCUCUGGAAUGGAGUAGUAGUGAUAAGAAGAUCUUAUUUAAUCCUACUCCUUUAACGGUCAUAGCAAUUUAUAUGUCGUUUGUAUGACCUCAAUGUCUAUUUGUAACACAAACAAAUUACAAACCCUGUUUCCAUAUGAGUUGGGAAACUGUGCUCGAUGUAAAUAUAAACGGAAUACGAUGAUUUGCAAAUCAUUUUCAACUCAUAUUCAGUUGAAUAUGCUACAAAGUCAACAUAUUUGAUGUUGAAACUGAUAAACUUUUUUUUUGUUGUAAAUAAUCAUUAACUUUAGAAUUUGAUGCCAGCAGCACGUGACAAAGAAGUUGGGAAAGGUGGCAAUAAAUACUAAUAAAGUUGAGAAAUGCUCAUCAAACACUUAUUUUGGAACAUCCCACGGGUAUGCAGGCUAAUUGGGAACAGGUGGGUGCUAUGAUCGGGUAUUAAAGUAGCUUUCAUGAAAUGCUAAGUAAUUCACAAACAAGGAUGGGGCGAGGGUCACCAAAUUGUAAGCAAAUUGUCGAACAGUUUUAGAACAACAUUUCUCAACGAGCUAUUGCAAUGAAUUUAGGGAUUUUAUCAUCUACGGUCCGUAAAAUCAUCAAAAGGUUCAGAGAAUCUGGAGAAAUCACUGCACGUAAGCGAUGAUAUUGCGAACCUUUGAUCCCUCAAACGGUACCGCAUCAAAAACCGACAUCAGUGUGGAAAGGAUAUCACCGCAUGGGCUCAGGAACACUUCAGAAAACCACUGUCAGUAACUACAGUUAGUUGCUACAUCUGUAAGUGCAAGUUAAAACUCUGCUAUGCAAAGCAAAACCCAUUUAUCAACAACACCCAGGAAUGCCGCUGGCUUCGCUGGGCCCAAGCUCAUCUAAGAUGGACUGAUGCAAAGUGGAAAUGGGUUCUGUGGUCUGACUAGUCUACAUUUCAAAUUAUAUUUGGAAACUGUGGAUGUGGUGUCCUCCGGAACAAAGAGGAAAGUAACCAUCCGGAUUGUUAUAGGCGCAAAGUUCAAAAGCCAGCAUCUGUGAUGGCAUGGGGGUGCAUUAGUGCCCAAGGCAUGGGUAACUUACACACCUGUGAAGGCUAUAUUAAUGCUGAAUGGUCCAUACAGGUUUUGGAGCAACAUAUGUUUUCAUCCAAGCAACGUUAUCAUGGACGCCCCUGCUUAUUUAUGCAAAACAAUGCCAAGCCACGUGUUACAACAGCGUGGCUUCGUAGUAAAAGAGUGCGGGUACUUUCCUGGCCCGCCUGCAGUCCAGACAUGUCUUCCAUCGAAAAUGUGUGGCGCAUUAUGAAGCGUAAAAUACGACAAGACCCCGGACUGUUGAACAACUUAAGCUGUACAUCAAGCAAGAAUGGUAAAGAAUUCCACUUUCAAAGCUUCAACAAAUUGUUUCCUCAGUUCCCAAACAUUUAUUGAGUGUUGUUAAAAGAAAAUGUGAUGUAACACAGUGGUGAAACAUGCCCUUUCCUAACUACUUUGGCACGUGUUGCAGCAAUGAAAUUCUAAGUGAAUUAUUAUUUGCAAAAAAAAAUAAAGUUUGUGAGUUUGAACAUCAAAUAUCUUGUCUUUGUAGUGCAUUCAAAUGAAUAUGGGUUGAAAAGGAUUUGCAAAUCAUUGUAUUCCGUUUAUAUUUACAGCUAACACAAUUUCCCAACUCAUAUGGAAACGGGGUUUGUAGAUACAUGAAUAGUAAAGUUUUCAAACAGCUGAGUAAGUUGUGAUUCACAUAAAGAAAUGGAUAAGAUGAUCUCAUUUGUCAAUAAUGUUCAAUAUGUAUCUGGAUUAUUCUUCAUUGUACGUUGAGUUUGAACAGUUUCGUAAACUGGACCAUAGUAGUAUGUUAUUUAGCUUAUUUGCUUAUUAAUGGGUUCCAUAAUUUUGUUCCACACACUGAUAUACUAAACGUUUGGUAAUCAACCAUUGAAUAUGGUGUUGGUUUUACAACCUGGAUCAAUGUUAGUAUUGUGACAAUUCAGUUUAUUAUAAUACGCCAUGGGUGAGCUAAUGUUGAAAGCCCAACUCCACCUAUCAGCCUGUUUACUAUAUGUAACUAUUUUGUCUCAAGCACAAUUCAACCGUACUUUAAAUACAAUUUCAGCAAUAAAACAAGUAGAAGAGGACAAAAAUCAGAAUACUAGCGACUUACCGUUCUUGACUUUUCUCUGCCUUUUGAGUGCCGGUACAUCUGCAGAAAUGCUUGCGUCCCUGCUGCAAUAUGAAGCUCCACUUCUGUGUUUAUGUUUUAAAUAUUAUUACUAUCCAUAAUGUAGUCAUUGGUGUGAUCUGCUCUAACCCAAAGAGAAGCUGCAAAAUCUCUGUGAAAGCACGGCAUUCACGGAGGCGAAAAAGCUCAAUUACGCACACCACUGGUACUUCAGCUUGAAGUUGUUCACUCCGAGAAGGAACUGCAAAGUCUGCUCCAAAGAGUGGUGAAAACUUGUACAACACGUAAUCCAUCCAUUUUAUACCGGUUGUCCCUCUCAGGGUAGCGGGGGGCCUGGAGCCUAUCUCAGCUGCACUCGGGCAAAAGGCAGAGUACACCAUGGACAAGUCGCCACCUCAUCGCAGACAACACUCACACUCACAGAAUAUUUUUGAGCAGGUUCUGUCUCGGUCAUUGUGCAUAUUUAUUUAAGUUCUGUGUGUAAAUAACAUGAUUCGGGAUAAAUAUGCUACAAAAACACAAUCUGCAAUAAGAAAUUGUUUGCAGUCUUAUGUAGGUCAUGACCGAAAGGAUAAGAUCACGGGUACAAGCGGCCGAAAUGAGUUUCCUCCGCCGUGUGGCGGGGCUCUCCCUUAGAGAUAGGGUGAGAAGCUCUGUCAUCCGGGAGGAACUCAAAGUAAAUCCGCUGCUCCUCCACAUCGAGAGGAGCCAGAUGAGGUGGUUCGGGCAUCUGGUCAGGAUGCCACCCGAACGCCUCCCGAGGGAGGUGUUUAGGUCACGUCCAACCGGUAGGAGGCCACGGGGAAGACCCAGGACACGUUGGGAAGACUAUGUCUCCCGGCUGGCCUGGGAACGCCUCGGGAUCCCCCGGGAAGAGCUAGACGAAGUGGCUGGGGAGAGGGAAGUCUGGGCUUCCCUGCUUAGGCUGCUGCCCCCGCGACCCGACCUCGGAUAAGCGGAAGAAGAUGGAUGGAUGGAUGUAGGUGAUGUAUGCAGACUAAUUAAAGCUGCCCACAGUUUGGAACCAAAAGUGAGUGUUCCAAAAUGUGCUGAAUCUCGUUACAAAAUAAUCCUAAAAUAAUUAACGUGUCUAUUUGGCGAGAAUUUUACUUAUAGACAUCUGUUUUAGUUUCAGGGCUAUGAAAUACUGUAGGCGCCAAUGUUGUCAGCAUUAGAGGAAACAGGCUAAGACACAUCAACGUUGAAAAAGCUUUUGAUAGGAUGGAGUGUGGGUAUUUGUUAGCAAGUCUUGGAAGGUUUGGAUCUAGUCAGUCUUACUUCAUGGAUGAAACGCCUAUCAACCUCACUAAAAGUCUCAGUAAUUAUGAACAGCAGGAACAAAUACUUUAUAACAAGAUCAUUAUCUUGAAAAACAAUGUCAUCAUCUCCAAACAUCAUUUUGAUUGAUGGAAUAAGAAAAGUUUCCAAAAUGCACAAAACUUGUGCAUUUAUUGAAGAUGUAAGUACAGCCAUCUCUCCAGAGCUUUUACCUGACAUGCAACCCCAUAUUGUCAAUGACUGUGGAAAUGUGCAUGUUUUCUUCAGGCAGUCCUCAAAAAUCUCAUUGGACUGACACAAAACAAAAGUUCCAGAAUCAUUACCAUGCACAAUGCAGAUGUGGGAUCACUGAAUAUGACUUUCAUCCUGUCAUCCAUAGCCCACGAUUGCUUUUCUUAGCUCAUUGGAACCUGUUUUUUUUCUUUCUGUCGAGUUGUUAAUGACAGCUUUCCUUUAGCUUUUCCACAUUAAAGCUUAUUUCCUUUAGGCAGUUUCUUACAGUUAUUUUACAAAUGGUGACAUUUUUACAUUUUCUGUUUUCAAAACAUAUAUUGUUUUAAGUUUUCUGUCUAGACGUUUUGAUGUUUUCCCUUCCUAUGUUUGUGGUAAAUGGUCCAGACUUUAGACAAUAGUUGACUACGAGCAAUGAAAAUAUUUUGCAACAUUGCAUUCUUGAACAAGUUUGAUGAUAAUGUUCUCUCGUGUUGGAACCUUAGAUUCAUGUCAAUCCACCUGGUGCAACAGCUCUCCAAAGUGUCAACACUCAUUUUUUAAGUGCAGACUAAUAAACAGAUUUAAUCUGAUGAAAGUUUAAGAUUUGAAAAUGAACAUUUACAACAUUUACAAGGUGAUUCCAUAUUUUUCCCCCCAGUAAUGACUUAUUCCACAUGUUUCAUUCUAUUUGAUCUGAAAAUGAAACUCUUAUUGACUACCACAAUUUAAAAUAUUGAUUUAUUUUGGUGUCUCCUAAAGCCAGAACAUUGCCAUUUGAAAUGACUAUAGUUUUGUGUCAUGUCUGUUAUGUUUUUUCUAAAAGAAUAAACAACUGUAUGAACAA
Molecule: messenger RNA, 13802 nt
Organism: Nerophis ophidion (straightnose pipefish)
Lineage: Eukaryota; Metazoa; Chordata; Actinopteri; Syngnathiformes; Syngnathidae
Gene: ube2g1a
Product: ubiquitin-conjugating enzyme E2G 1a (UBC7 homolog, yeast)
Exons: 6
Coding region: 280-792 (170 amino acids)
Biological process (GO): proteasome-mediated ubiquitin-dependent protein catabolic process; protein polyubiquitination
Molecular function (GO): ubiquitin conjugating enzyme activity
Source: RefSeq, a predicted model, not a curated record